AGAGUUGGUUAUUGUAGGAUGCACGUGAAUACAGAAGAUAUCACGGUAAUGUGGGGCCAACAGCCACAUCAGUUGGACUCCACCUAUGGAAAAUGGCGUAUAGCUGUAUUCCAAGAUGUUCAAGAAUCCAUCGACAUGUCCAAGUUGUACUUCCUGUAUGAUCCUAUCGCUGAUGAAGGGAGUGGCACCAGUGGCACACGAAAAGGUUACCCUGGCUUGGUCAUAUUCGACGUAAACAUAAGAUGUUUUGCUGGAGAAAUACCGCUGCAUGCUCAAGGAACGAUGAAGUUUCUGUUUCAACUAAAAUGUCCUUCUCCGCAAGGCGGUUCUGCUUUUGUACUUGUGACGGAGGAACAGAUUUAUGGUCAGAUACGACUGCAUGUAUUUCGUCUUGAUCUUGCUGCUGAUGGCCUUUCUGUGAGCAACUGUCGUCCACUCUUGAAUCAGCCUCUCACUAUCGGUGGAGAAUACAUCGCUUCUAUGCGAGAGGAUGCUCCAGAAAUUGUCGUUAUGGCUAAUCCGGGUCUACAGGUAUGGCGAAUUAAUGCUAUGGCGGAACAGCCCACGGAGCCCACGGAAAAUUUCACUGUGCCAGGUGCCGAACUAACGCAUUUUUAUGACGGAUUUUUGAGCAACGGAAGCGUUCAUUUAUUAUCUUCAUCGCCCGAUGGUCACCUCGACCACUCACGAGUUCAUGUUCUUAACCUGGAGAAUCCAGCUCAUGUGAUCACCACACACAACUGCACACCCGAUCCAGAACGAGGAAUGCCACGACCGAGAAAGAACGCCGGCAUCGAUGGAACAGCUGAUGCAAUACUCAUUGCUGGAGGUGAAAUCGACCAUGGAAAUUACAACGUGGAACGCUUAGUUGACUACUGGGUUUUGAACACGAGAACAUUCCAGUGGCUGCAGAUACCUGCUCAAAUGCCUUGCCCUUUGAUCGAGCCAAGGUUGACCGUUUGCAACUCAGGAAACAUCUUCCUCUGGGGUGACUUCGAUCAGCCACUACCUGGUAUGCCUCCUGGUGGCACUCAUCUGCGCAUCAUGAAGGUUUCGGGAAUGGACAAAGCUGGGCAUCCUCCUCCAUACGACGAGUCUGUGUCGCAACCGCCGCUUUAUCCUGCGCUGAAUCCUUCUUAUCCCAAACCCGGUGGUGCUGCUCCGCCAUACCCUGCUUACAAUCCGGCUCAGACCAAUCCGGGAUAUGGAGCACCACAAAAUCCUGGCUAUGGAGCUCCACAGCCUGGAUAUGGUACCCCUACUCCGGGUUAUGGAGCACCACAAAAUCCAGGUUACGGAGCACCACAGAAUCCAGGUUACGGAGCACCAUCGCAGCCAUCGCAGCCAUAUCCAUACGGUGGUGGCGGAAGUGGUUAUGGCAGUGGUUUUGGUGACGAAAGUCACGGCACCGAGGGAUUCCAGCAAGUUCCCGCUGGACCGAAUCAAACUGCCUUUUAUCCUCCACCGAAAUCGAAGAAAGACUGCUGCAUUCAGUAAGAAAACGGCUUCCUUUUUUGCGGUAUCUGUACAUAGUUAACUGAGAUUUAACUUACGAAUCCGUUUAAGUAGACUUACAGGCCAUUGCUUACCUUUCCUUUUGGUUUUUCGUCAGUGGUGUCGACGUGUUUGUAUGCAUACUUCUGCUUUGAUAUCGAUGUUACCAUGUAUGCGCUUUCCAUUUUGCAGUACAUUGCUACCUGUAUAUUUAUAAAAAAUCCUAUAGAAUAUAAUAAAUGCAUCUACUCUCGG
Messenger RNA from Cylicocyclus nassatus, 1749 nucleotides. Lineage: Eukaryota; Metazoa; Nematoda; Chromadorea; Rhabditida; Strongylidae. The record is from the annotation of a GenBank genome assembly.